Misgurnus anguillicaudatus (oriental weatherfish) is the source of this 1868-nucleotide messenger RNA. Its product is annotated as angiopoietin-related protein 3. The record is from RefSeq and is a predicted model, not a curated record. Lineage: Eukaryota; Metazoa; Chordata; Actinopteri; Cypriniformes; Cobitidae. Gene Ontology annotation, biological process: cholesterol homeostasis; phospholipid catabolic process; triglyceride homeostasis.
AGCUUAAAAAUCCUAAAAAAGUCUCUUUGCAACGAUCACUGCAACCAUGAAUUUGGUUUUGAUGUUCGUUCUCCUGGCAUCAUCUCAGUCCGUCCCCGCUGAAUUCACCUUACCUGAACUUCAGACAGAGACACGGUCACGCUUUGCAGCUCUGGAUGAGGUCCGGCUUUUGGCAAACGGCCUGCUACAGCUCGGCCACAGCCUGCGGGACUUUGUGCAAAACACAAAGAGUCAGAUUAAUGACAUUUUCCAGAAGCUCAACAUCUUUGACAAGACCUUUUACCAGCUUUCUGUGCUAACCAGUGAGAUCAAGGAAGAGGAAGAGGAGCUGAAAAAGACCACGGUGAUCCUGAAGGCAAAUAACGAAGAAAUAAAGACCCAGUCAUUGGAGAUCAGCUCUAAAGUGGAUGAUAUCAUAAAUGAGAGAAACCACCUGAGGAAGCAGGUGGUUGGAUUGGAGGAGAGGUUAAGUGGACUCUCCCAGAGUUUUCUGUCACCUGAUCAGGUUGCAGAAAUCUCUACGCUCAAGGAGGUAAUCCAGGUUCAGGAAAGGAGCAUAAAUGAUCUUCUGAAGACUGUUAAAGAACAAAGUGAACAACUCAACAACCAAAAGACCAAGAUCAAUGGCCUGGAAAAUAAAAUGAGCUCUGCCUGGAUUCAAGAAACUGCCGAAAAUUCGGACAGGAACCUUCAAACGGACAGCGUCUCUGGAUAUCUACCGUACUACACAUCUGAUGGAAGCUUCUCAAGUGAUCUUCCCAAGGAUUGUGGUGAGGUAUACAGCAGAGGACACAAGUCCAACGGCCUGUAUGCCAUUAGGCCAAACCAGUCACAAACAUUUCUUGUGAAUUGUGAAUUCACAGAGGAUGGAGCAUUUACUGUCAUCCAGCGCAGACAUGAUGGCUCUGUGGACUUUGACCAGUCCUGGGAGAAAUAUGAGGAUGGAUUUGGAGACUUCAGUAGUGAGUUCUGGCUGGGGCUAAAGAAGAUCUAUGCUAUUGCCCAUCAAGGAAACUCUCUCCUGCAUAUCCAGAUAGAGGACUGGAGGAAGGAAAAGCAUUUUGUGGUUUAUCAGUACAUCCUGGAGGACGCCCCCUCCAACUACACCAUCCACCUGAAGCUGCAGUCGGAUGAUGCGAGCACUGCCGUGGAUGAACACAUGGGCUUGAGGUUCUCCACUAAAGACCAUAAUGAUGGAAACCUUGAUCCAAACUGUGUCCAAGACUACACAGGUGGCUGGUGGUUUAGCCUUUGUGGGGACAUUAACCUGAAUGGCAAAUAUAUUCAGAGUAGACCUCGUAAAAAGGGAACCCACUGGAAACCUGGCAAGAAAACCAACAGCCUCAAGACCUCAAAAAUCUCCAUUCGUCAUCUCACAAAAUCACAAACCCCUUAAUAUCAGUAUAUGUGCAAAAAUACGCUAUGCUGCUGUUAAAAUGAUCAGACCUCCAAUACACAUACUAUACAUGUCAAACAGCUGCAUCUUGAUUUUUGUUAACUAGGUAGCCUCAGUAUAACAACAUUUUAAGCACUGUUUCAUAUUCAAGUAAGCACCUGUGAAUAAGUAUGAUAAAUCAAAGAUGGGACAUUUACUGUACACUAUCAUUAGGCAAAGUGUAUUGCACAUGAUUCAGUCUCUCCUGCAGUUAAUUACAUUGCAAUGUGUCCAACUAGGAAACCUUUAUUUAACUUUAUUUUAAGAACCGGUGUCUUUCAUGUGUUUGGGUGAGUCACAUUGACUUAAAAAUAUGCAAGUGCAAACACACAUGAGUAUUCAGUUUUUGCUUUGUGUAAAAAUUACGUAAGAAAUCAGAAAUUGUACACAGAAAAUGUUACUGCGAGGAAAUAAAUGUGUAUAGAUACAGCAA